Messenger RNA from Nematolebias whitei (Rio pearlfish), 5333 nucleotides. It is a transcript of the gene rims2b, whose product is annotated as regulating synaptic membrane exocytosis 2b. Bases 275 to 5251 code for a protein of 1658 amino acids. Gene Ontology annotation, cellular component: cytoskeleton of presynaptic active zone; presynaptic membrane. Gene Ontology annotation, molecular function: small GTPase binding; transmembrane transporter binding. Gene Ontology annotation, biological process: calcium ion-regulated exocytosis of neurotransmitter; positive regulation of synaptic transmission; regulation of membrane potential. The transcript is spliced from 40 exons. NCBI's taxonomy places the organism in Eukaryota, Metazoa, Chordata, Actinopteri, Cyprinodontiformes, Rivulidae. The record is from RefSeq and is a predicted model, not a curated record.
GCUCCGCCCCCUUUUCCUAUGGAGGAUUUAUUUAUUCGCUCCUCCGUCUCCUCCGCCGCUGCUCUGUUCUUUAGCGCCGCCGAGACGAAGCGAAACGCGACGACAGGAGGCCGAGCGGAAGAGCCCCGACCGCCGCGGAGGAGCGAAGGAUGAGAGCCGCCGGCGGGCCGGAGAGCCGAGCGGAGCCGCGGCCGCUGCACGCCGGAGGAGGCGACAUGAGCUCGGCAUAAACAGGCGCCAAGACGCCGCUGCGCCCCGUCGCGGCUCAGUCAGGAUGUCUGGAGCGGCCGGACCCGCACCGCCCUCCGGGGCCGGGCCGGAGCUGCCGGACCUGAGCCACCUGACCGAGGAGGAGCGGCGCAUCAUCCUCUCAGUGAUGGAGCGACAGAAGAAGGAGGAGGAGAAGGAGCAGAGCAUGCUAAAGAAGUUACAUCAACAGUUUGAAAUGUACAAAGACCAGGUGAAGAAGCUGGGGGAGGAGCCUCCCGCAGCUCAGACGGCGAGGGCGGAGUCUCCCACUUGCGGCAUUUGUCACAAAACCAAGUUCGCCGACGGCUGCGGCCGAGCCUGCUGCUACUGUCAGAGUCGCUUCUGCGCCCGCUGCGGUGGGCGUGUCCCUCUGAGAGCCAAUAAGGUGAUGUGGGUGUGCAACGUGUGCAGGAAGCAGCAGGAGAUACUCACUCGAUCAGGGGGGUUUUAUUCCAGUGCAUCGCCUCCACACCUGCCCCUUCAGGGGCUCCCUGGAGCCAUGGGGCCUCUGAGUAAUGGAGCCACAGAUCAGAGGCGGAGCCCCUUGGGUUCGUACUACGAUGGUGGCGGUGGCAGGAUGCCUCGCUCGCCUUCUGAUCACGGUCUGGAUCGCCGAAAUCGAUCGCUGCACAGUCACCAUGGUAACGGGGAGGCAGAGCCACGAGUCCAAAGACGGCCAAUCAAAGACGGUCGAGGCCGCUGGCACUCGCAGGACCACCCCUUUGAUCCGGUUCUGGUCGAUAGGGAGCAGAGACGGAGACAGGAAGAGGAGUUUCAGGCUCGUUACCGUAGCGACCCAAAUCUGGCCCGUUACCCAGUGAAGCCGCAGCCAAGUGAAGAGACCAUGAGGAUGUUGGCUCAAGUCGGCAGAGUCCGUCACCAGCGUCGCCAUAGUGACGUCUCCCUGGCAAUUGCCGAACCUGAACACCUUAACAUGCGACACCCAGCUGUCCGUCAGAAUCGACCUCAGGGACUGCUCGGAUCUGGAGGUCAGAGGUCGUUCUCUGUCGACAGAGCAGCCAAUCACAUCAGCCCCACGUCUCCACGCCGCAGCCCAUUGCCACAUCAACACCUGGACCCAAGCUCCGCCCUCAAGAGGAAGCCUGCCAAUGACAGCAUGGCACCGAGGGGGAGGAUGAUAGGGAAAAUGCACGUGAUCGGUAGCUUCAGCAGCUCCGAGGAGGAGCUUUUGACCACGCCCGAGUACACCAGCUGCGAUGAGCCCGACCGAGACAUGGAGAGCCAGUGGUGGGAUCAUGGCUGGCAUGGCGAGCCGGCACCAAUGUCUAUGCAGCCGGUCACAUGGCAACCGUCCAAAGAUGGAGAGCGUCUGAUUGGUCGGAUCGUGCUGAACAAAAGGAUGAAGGACGGGACGGUUCCUGCAGACACAGGAGCCCUGCUGGGACUGAAGGUUGUCGGGGGAAAGAUGACGGAGUCAGGCCGUUUAUGUGCAUUUAUCACCAAAGUGAAGAAAGGAAGUCUGGCAGACACCGUAGGACAUCUGAGACCUGGGGAUCAGGUUCUUGAGUGGAAUGGUCGGGUUCUGCAGGGUGCCACAUUCAACGAGGUCUACAACAUCAUCAUGGAAUCUAAACCAGAGCCACAGGUGGAGCUGGUGGUCUGCAGACCAAUUAGAGACGUUUCGAGAGCAGCUGAUGGUUCCAGUGUUCACCUGGAUUCCAGUUCCAGUUCCUUCGACUCUCAGAAAGUGGGUCCGGCCAUCUCUGUCACUUCUCCGUUGAGCCCCAGCGUUUUAUCUGGACAGGUCUCUACAAACAGACACCCUGUGGUUCCCAGAAUCCAGAUAAAGCUGUGGUAUGAUAAAGUUGGUCAUCAGCUGAUCGUCACUGUCCUUGGCGCCAAAGAACUUACUGUUCGGGAUGAUGGCCGACCUCGAAACCCCUACGUCAAGAUCUACUUCCUGCCAGACAGAAGUGAUAAAAGUAAGCGUCGGACAAAGACGGUGAAGAAGUCGCUGGAACCUCGUUGGAAUCAGACCUUCAUGUAUUCCCCGGUGCACCGGCGUGAGUUCAGAGAACGGAUGUUGGAGCUAACGGUGUGGGACCAGGCCAGGGUCCGGGAGGAGGAGAGCCAGUUUUUAGGAGAGGUCCUGAUCGAGCUGGAGUCAGCGCUGCUGGAUGACCAGCCUCACUGGUACAAACUGCAGCUUCAUGACGUUUCCUCGCUGCCGCUGCCAAACGCCUCCCCGUACCUGCAGAGGAGGGGGCUGCAGGCUGACCCCUCCCAGAGGAGGCUUCAGAACAAAGGUCCUUAUUGUAACUCAGGAUCCCAGAGGAUCAGCGACAGCGAGUUUUCAGAUUAUGACUGUGAAGACGGCAUCGGGGUGGUCUCAGAUUACAGGCAAAAUGGGCGGGACUUCCACAGCUCCACCCUCUCAGUACCAGAACAGGUGAUGUCAUCCAAUCACUGCUCUCGAUCUGAGAUGGUCAGGAGGUCACGAUCGCCAAGCCAACCUCCUCCUCAAAGCGGUAACCCUUUGUAUCCGUUGUACCGGGAGGAUGCCGUGCGGCUCCUACGAGGCUCCAAAUUGAGCCGAGCGUACUCUGAUGCCGCUCAGUACAGCAGCCUGGACAGGCAACAACUGAGGAGAAUGUCUGUAGGCAACUCUCUUGAUUCUUAUGACAGAUCUUUUAAUGGCCCACACCUCACCUGGACAAACCAUACAAUGAAUGGGAAUUGUGAGGACUACAGCGAGGACUUCAUCCCUGACUUUCCGUAUGAGCCCGAGGCUUACGAUGAGGAAAUGUUGAGGUACAGUCGUGGGAUGGACCGGAGGGAUUACUACAGUCGCUCCCGUUCCGCGGACCAUCGCGCAAUGGCGGACCGACCCAUCUACACGCGGUCACACUCGACUGACCGCGCUGACUCCCCUUACCUGAGGUCUGGUCGCUCCGCCCCUCCCUCACCUGCCCUGAUCAGAGCAAAUGCUCGAGGUGGCUCCUCCCUCACGAGCCCGACAGGAACGGCGGUCUGCACUCGCCGAGGACGCCAGCUGCCCGUUGUUCCGCCAAAAGGAGUUCUUGACAGAAAUGGAGAACCCUCUGACUCUAUACAGACAGGAGCACCGUCAACAACCUUACCCCCACCCACAUCACAUCACGAGGUCCCUCUCCCGAUCCAUAAACAGACCCCUACUCUAGCCAAUCAUCAAACACCUCCUCUUAUACGAAUCCAGGGAUCUCGUCCUCUGUCUGCCCUAACCCAUCUACCUCCUGCACCUGCACCUGCAACUGCACCUACACCUGCACCUAUGCUUGCACCUGGACCUUCACCUGCACCUGGACCCAUAUUUGCACCCUCUGUUGCAACCACCCAUACACAUGUGCCUGCAUCUGGACCUGGACCUGCAUUUGCACCCUCACAUGCACAUGCACAUGCACCUGCACCUACACGUGCACCUGUGCCUGUACCUGGACCCACACUUGCACCCGUGCUUACAAGUUCAGCUGGACCCACACCUGCACCUGGACCUACACCCAGGCCCACAUCUGCACCCACUUUCACCCCAGCACCUGUUCCUGCACCUGCAGCCACCCCAACACCUGCCCCUGCCCCACCCUCUGGGCCAACAUCUCCCCCCACUCAGGCCCCGCCACCUGCUCCAGUUCAUCCACCACCUCCUGUCAUUCCACUACAACGACCUCCUGAACCCCUAGCACCUGCUCCAACACAUGCCCCAACACCUAGUCCUGCUCCUUCACCAGCCCCCUCUCCAGCACCACCCCCUCAGACUCCAGAUCCAGAGAGACGCUCAGCGACACCUGGAGGCACCAGAAAAGAGGUCACAUGGGAGGACCAGCAGAAGAAAACACCUAAUGGAGAUGUGUUACCGGCCAGCAGAGAAGGUGUGAUGAAGGACCCCACAAAGAUGAGGGACAGCCUGUCCUUUAAGUCAUCAGAUAGUGACGUCAGCGAUGUCUCUGCCAUGUCCAAUGUCUCUGAAACACGAUCCGUCCGCAGGAUGAGUAAGAUGGAACCUGUGGAGGUUCAGUCAGUGGACUUGGGUGCGGGAUCAGAGGGGACACAGGAAGUAGUAGGAGCAGCAGCAAGCGAAGCGAUGCUUCUGAAGAGCGAAUCGGUGGAGGAGGGACAGGAGGAGGAGCCUGAGACUUCAAAGGCAGCAUCAAACUCCGGCGCUCCUCUCACCAAGUCGUCGAGUGUCGGUGGGGAGAUCUGCUCGUUGGGAAGAAAUGACGACGACGAUGACGACAAGAAGCGACGCUCGAGCUUUGGCGCAAGAAUGAUGGGAAUGGUUGGACUGGGGAAAAAGAGUCAGAGUGCCUCCCAGCUCAAUCCGGAGGAGGAAGAGAAAAAGAAGAAGGCCAUCAGACUUCCUGUCCAGAGAAGUGUAGAAACUGGUUUGGCCGUUGAGUUUAAAUCUCGGUUCACGCGUCAACCGAGCCGAGAUCCAGAUGCCGAGGAUCCCAAACCCGGAGCUCUCAUAUUUCCAGGAGUCAAACUGGCGUCAGACAAACAGUUCACUGGUUUCCUGGAGGGACUAGGCCCUGGUCAGCUGGCUGGACGGCAGACGUUAGCUACACCCCCCAUGGGUGACAUCCAGAUCGGGAUGGUGUACAGGAAGGAGCGUUUGGACGUGGAGGUUAUUCGAGCGCGAGGACUCGUUGGUAAACAGGGCAACAAAAACACUCCAGCUCCCUAUGUGAAAGUCUAUUUGAUGGACAACGGGAAAUGUGUGUUAAAGAGACGAACUCGUCUGGCGAGAAAAACUCUUGAUCCUCUUUAUCAGCAACAGCUGCAGUUUGAAGAAAACCCUGAAGGAAAAGUGCUGCAGAUCAUUGUCUGGGGUGACUACGGACGAAUGGACCAUAAAUCCUUCAUGGGCGCUGCUCAGAUCCUCUUGGACGAUUUGGACCUGUCCAACAUGGUGAUUGGCUGGUUUAAACUGUUUCCUGCCACCUCACUGGUGGACCCAGCCCUGGCUCCGCUAACUAAUAAGGAGACAGAAGGCAGCAAGUCCUAGCAUCGGGAGACGGGAUCGACUGUGUCGUCUCAGAAAGGGGCCAAGAGCGAGCAGGAGGGGACACACACACACACAAAAAAAA